UUCUGCCCGUAAAGUUUGGGGCUGGGCGCCAUGGCCAAGAGCAGCUCCCUGAAUGUCCGCGUGGUGGAGGGCCGGGCGCUGCCCGCCAAGGACGUGUCUGGGAGCAGUGACCCCUACUGCAUCGUGAAGGUGGAUGACGAGGUGGUGGCCAGGACAGCAACUAUCUGGCGGAGCCUGAGCCCCUUCUGGGGGGAGGAAUACACCAUACACCUGCCCCUGGAUUUCCACCAUCUGGCCUUCUAUGUGCUGGACGAGGAUACAGUGGGGCACGACGACAUCAUCGGCAAGAUCUCGCUGAGCAGGGAAGCAAUUGCAGCCGACCCCCGAGGAAUUGAUAGCUGGAUCAACCUGAGCCGUGUGGACCCAGAUGCAGAGGUUCAGGGUGAGAUCUGCUUGGAUGUACAGAUGCUGGAGGAUGCACGGGGCCGUUGUCUUCGUUGUCAUGUGCUCCAGGCCAGGGACCUGGCCCCCCGGGAUAUCACCGGCACAUCUGACCCAUUCGCACGAGUGUUCUGGGGCAGCCAGAGUUUGGAGACGUCAACCAUCAAGAAGACCCGCUUCCCACACUGGGAUGAGGUGCUGGAGCUGCGGGAGAUGCCGGGUGCCCCAGCCCCACUGCGAGUGGAGCUCUGGGACUGGGACAUGGUGGGCAAGAAUGACUUCUUGGGCAUGGUGGAGUUCCCCCCACAGGUCCUGCAGCAGAACGCACCCAGUGGCUGGUUCCGUCUCCUGCCCUUUCCCAGAGCCGAGGAGGAUUCUGGGGGGACCCUGGGCGCGCUGCGGCUGAAGGUGCGCCUCAUCGAGGACCGCAUCCUGCCCUCCCGGUAUUACCAGCCGCUCAUGGAGCUGCUCAUGGAGUCUGUGCUGGGGCCGGCAGAGGAGGAUGCUGCUAGUCCCCUGGCUGUGCUGGAGGAGCUGACCUUGGGGGACUGCCGCCAGGACCUUGCCACCAAGCUGGUGAAGCUCUUUCUUGGCCAGGGCCGGGCUGGGCCCUUUCUGGACUAUCUCACCCGGCGUGAGGUGACCCGGACCACUGACCCCAACACCCUCUUCCGUUCUAACUCCCUGGCAUCCAAGGCAAUGGAACAGUUUAUGAAGCUCGUGGGCAUGCCUUACCUGCACGAGGUCCUGAAGCCGGUGAUUAACCGUGUCUUCGAGGAAAAGAAGUACAUGGAGCUGGACCCGUGCAAGAUGGACCUGGGCCGCACCAGGAGAAUCUCCUUCAAGGGCGCACCCUCAGAGGAGCACGUGCGGGACGCCAGCCUGGGGCUGCUGACCGGCUACCUGGGGCCCAUCGUGGAGGCCAUCGUGGGCUCCGUGGGGCGCUGCCCGCCUGCCAUGCGCCUCGCCUUCAAGCAGCUGCACCAGUGUGUGGAGGAGCGCUUCCCCCAGGCGGAGCACGAGGAUGUGAAGUACCUGGCCAUAAGUGGCUUUCUCUUCCUGCGAUUCUUUGCACCUGCCAUCCUCACCCCGAAGCUGUUUGACCUCCGGGAUCAGCAUGCAGAUCCCCAGACCAGCCGCUCACUGCUACUGCUUGCCAAGGCUGUGCAGAGCAUCGGAAACCUGGGCCAGCAGCUGGGCCAGGGCAAGGAGCUAUGGAUGGCCCCCCUCCACCCCUUCCUGCUGCAGAGUAUCUCACGUGUGAGACACUUCCUGGACCAGCUGGUGGAUGUGGAUGAGGAGGAGGAGGCUGGGGGCCCAGCUAGGGCCCUGGUGGCCCCCUCAGUGAUUGUUCGUGAAGGUUACCUGCUGAAGCGCAAGGAGGAGCCUGCCAGCCUGGCCACACGCUUUGCCUUCAAGAAGCGUUACUUCUGGCUCAGCGGGGAGACUCUCUCCUACUCCAAGAGUCCUGAGUGGCAGAUGCGCUCCUCCAUCCUGGUGUCGCACAUCCGCGCCGUGGAGCGUGUGGACGAGGGCGCCUUCCAGCUGCCGCACGUGAUGCAGGUGGUAACGCAGGACCCUGCCAGCGUGCUGCACACCACUUACCUCCAGUGCAAGAAUGUGAACGAGCUCAACCAGUGGCUGUCGGCUCUGCGCAAGGCCAGUGCCCCCAACCCGGACAAGCUGGCCGCCUGCCACCCCGGUGCCUUCCGCAGCUCGCGCUGGACCUGCUGCCUCCAGGCUGAGCGCUCAGCUGCUGGUUGCAGCCGCACACACUCGGCCGUCACCCUGGGGGACUGGAGCGACCCGCUGGAUCCCGACGCUGAGAUCCAGAUGGUGUAUCGGCGGCUGCUCCUGGGGCGGGACCAGCUCAGGAUGAAAUUCCAGGAGGAUCCCAACACAGAUUCAAGCCCAGAGGCAGACACAGGGGCCUGUCCCAAUGCCCUGGCCCGGCAAAGAGAGGCAGCCGCCCGCCUGCUGGAGGUGCUCGAAGAUCUGGACAGAGCCCAUGAAGAGUUCCAGCAGCGGGAGCAGCAGAAGGCAGCCCUGGGCCCCCUUGGGCACUGA
Neomonachus schauinslandi (Hawaiian monk seal) is the source of this 2448-nucleotide messenger RNA. RefSeq names its product RAS protein activator like 1 (gene RASAL1). Gene Ontology annotation, biological process: intracellular signal transduction; regulation of GTPase activity; cellular response to calcium ion. Gene Ontology annotation, molecular function: GTPase activator activity. NCBI's taxonomy places the organism in Eukaryota, Metazoa, Chordata, Mammalia, Carnivora, Phocidae. The record is from RefSeq and is a predicted model, not a curated record.